This is a messenger RNA of Recurvomyces mirabilis, 285 nucleotides long. RefSeq names its product protein transporter tim9 (gene TIM9). NCBI's taxonomy places the organism in Eukaryota, Fungi, Ascomycota, Dothideomycetes, Mycosphaerellales, Teratosphaeriaceae. Bases 1 to 285 code for a protein of 94 amino acids. The record is from RefSeq and is a predicted model, not a curated record. The transcript has 3 exons.
AUGAGCGGCAUGGACAUGUUGAACGCGGCGGAGCAGCGCGAACUGCAGGGCCGUAUGGAGCGCAAGCAGAUGAAAGAUUUCAUGAAUAUGUACUCCAACCUCGUCCAGCGCUGCUUCAACGACUGCGUCAAUGACUUUACUUCAAAAUCUCUGCUUACGAAGGAGGAGGGGUGUGUGAUGCGGUGUGUGGAUAAGUUCUUGAAGAGCUCCGAGAGGCUGGGGGAGAGGUUCCAGGAGCAGAAUGCGCAGAUGGCGCAGCAGGGUGGGAUGGGGGUGGGGAGGUAG